Saccoglossus kowalevskii is the source of this 1797-nucleotide messenger RNA. RefSeq names its product tyrosinase-like. NCBI's taxonomy places the organism in Eukaryota, Metazoa, Hemichordata, Enteropneusta, Harrimaniidae. The record is from RefSeq and is a predicted model, not a curated record. Gene Ontology annotation, biological process: melanin biosynthetic process; pigmentation. Gene Ontology annotation, molecular function: tyrosinase activity.
AUGGCGGCCGACUUUCAACUUCGUACAGUACUAUUAAGCACCUUGUUCUUCAAAUGCAGUGGCCAGUUCCCGAAGGUAUGUGUUUCACCAGAAUCACUGUCAAGUAAGGAAUGCUGUCCACAACCAGUUGGUUAUGACUCGAAAUGUGGAGGACCUGGUAGAGGGGCGUGUGUCGAUCUGUCGCCACCAAAAGCCGACGACUCUUCGCAAUUCGGUGGUGAUCUCGACCGUUUGGCGUGGCCGAGUACAUUCUUUACACGUGCGUGUAAGUGUGACGGUAAUUUUGACGGUUAUGACUGUAGUCAAUGCAAGUUUGGUUAUAAAGGAACGGAAUGCGACAAAGAAAAUCGUGUGACCAGACGAAAUAUCUUGUCAAUGUCUCAGUCUGAAGUUAAGAAGUUCCGAUCGUACUUAUUAAAUGCUAAAGACAAAAUAAGUGACUAUCAGAUAGCGACAAGUCUUUAUAUCGAUAUGUUAAAUGGUGAUAACCCACUCUUUAAUAAUGUAAACGAGUAUGAUCGUUUUGUGUGGAACCACUAUUAUGCAGCGCGAGAAAAUAUUCGACGACCUGCCGGUGUGAAUGACGGUAGCACUAUUAUCGAUUUUGCGCACGCUGGACCCGCCUUCUUAACCUGGCACCGGGCGUAUCUACUCUUAUUUGAACGCAUGAUACAACAGGUGAACAAUGACGAUGACUUUGCUAUACCGUACUGGGACUGGAGUGGUGCACCCAACUGUGAGAUUUGUACUGAAGAAUAUAUGGGAGAAAAUUCGCCUUCUCCGCCUCAUAACAUCCUAGGCGAGUUUUCUGGAUGGAAGGAUCUAUGCUCUGAUUUUCAACGUUUCCAUGACAUUGGCUUGAUUUGUAGUAAUGUCGACAAUUCGAAUCUGCCGAGUAUUACAAGACAUCCUGGUAGUAACAAGGUGUUGGACGAGUUGCCUUCUCUAGACGCACUUUACUAUACGUUGAGUAUGACUGAUUACGAUACAAGACCGUUGGUACCAACAUUGAAUGUGUCGAUUUCCUCUCAUUGUAGCUUUCGGAAUAUUCUAGAAGGAUUUGCCGAUUCGGAAAGACAAACUGGUCUGUUCGCACCAUUUGGUUUACAAUCACAGAAUCGAGUACAUAGUUAUCUGAACGGUACAAUGGGAAUUGUGGCAUCGUCUCCAAAUGACCCUAUGUUCUGGCUACAUCACUCCAAUGUGGAUAGAAUUAUGGAGAAAUGGAUACGACGUUACAAUGUCAAUACAAACCACUAUCCACCAAAGGACAGCACACCUGUAGGACAAGAAGCUGAUUCCUAUAUGGUACCAUUCUUUCCAGUAAUGAAAAAUGGAGAAUUCCUGCAGAAAUCACAAGUAUUCGGAUAUACAUACGACAAUGUGGAUUCAGAAGGUAAACCUAUAAGUGCGCUUGAAAAAGAAAGAGAAGAUCAAUCCAUUGAUAGAAUGCAAGGAUGCGUUCUUUCUCCCUUGGAUGCAGAUCUACAGCUUGACCUUGGCAUUCCUGAGAUAACCGCAAUAUUGAAUUUGAAACCUUGGAAAGCGUUGAAAAUGAAAAAUGUGAACAAAAAUGAUGGCAACGAUGUGUUUAAAACGUUCAACCAUCCAUCAGCUGAUCAGCAACACAGCGACGGUGCAAGAAAGCCGCCAACAGGAACCAUAUCUGUCGCAGUCGUUGUGAUAGUCCUACUCAUUGCUUCAUCAGCGUUCAUCUCUAUAAAGGGUCGCAAUGUGUAUCAUCGAUAUAGGGGUUAUCAACCCAUUAGAGAAAUGGACACGGAUAAGAAAUUGUAA